AUGAGAGAAGAGUCAUUGGAAUCGAUUUGUUCGGCACUUUCAAUCAGCUUCGGUGAAGACCCGAUUCAUUUGGAAUCGAUUAUCGAUCGAUUUUCAGAAAAAUAUUUUCAGAUCUUUAAAAUCAGAGAUCAUCUCGGUCAGCUGCGAAAAAAGUGCGAAAAAUUUCAAACAUUCACUCUUGAAAUACGGCCGAUUGGAGGGAAUGGGACAUCAGCGACAUGCCCAGAAAAUGUUUUUGCUUAUACCAGAAGCUUGCAGACAACAAGAAUUGAAAACCACAGGGAUCACAAAGUUGUAAAAGUCACCCUCAAAUUUGGUGUUUUAAAUCCCAAAAAAGAUGGUACAUCGAAUAAAAAAGGCGCCUCAAGAUCAGCAUCUCUUCUCCGAAAAUUGACAUUUUCCGAGCGAAAAUCAACGGAUGAGCAAUUGAAAUUAUCGAUAUUUCCAUUGGAUAUUUCGGUUCGAAAAAAUAUAAAUUUGGGUUCGGGAAAAAGUGUUUUAUUGGAAAUGACACUGAAACGAAAUGAUCAUCGAAACCUAAUAAACCCCCUCGAUUUCGAUGAUUUUUUGGAGAUGACAAGAAGUUUUCAUGAAUGGCAAGCUGAGAAUUGUGAGUUAGAACAAUACGAUGGAAAUCUGGGCGACCCAACAUUUUCCAUGUUCUAUUCAAUCGCAUUUUUCUUUGAAAUUCCAUCUUUUGUGCUGAAAAUUACAGAAAUGACAUGCUUUCUGGUUUGGGAUGAUGAAAUGAAGAAACUAGACGAAAAGGCGUUAACAGACGUCACUCUGAAAAUGACUGCAUGUGAAUCGGAAGUGGAUUUACAGCAUCCAUUAUUGAACCCGUCUCUGAUCUACCUAAACGACUGUGCAUGUAAUACAAUUCGAUGCAUUCUUCAACCAUUUUCAAACGAACCAUUUUUCCCACCAGUUUCUUCAUCUCGCCUGAAAACUAUCAAUGCCUCGCUCAAACUUAUCACUGAUAUUUGCAUUUUGGACGUUUGGGACGAAUUUGAGAAUCUCGCGAAUCCAUCGAAUUUCCUAUCAUUGGAACUUAAGAAACUUCUGGAAAAAAGUGCUGAAAAAUACGGAGAGACGUUGAAAAAAAUGGAAUUUCAUGACUUAUGUAGACAAGUGCAGAGUUUGUGGUUAACGCUGAGCAAUGAGAGCCAUCCGUACUGUAUAUUUUUUCAUCAAUUUGAUAUUAAUUAUAUUGGAGCAGCAAUGCUCAAAUUGGAUUUGUCGCUCGCCAAAUCAAUCCGCCGUUCUCUAAUAAAUCAACUCGAAGAAAUCAAUCAUCGAAAUCCGACCGAAUUGGAAAAUUUCACAAAAACGACAAUGCGUCUUUUUGUGACUCUUCGAAAUCUUUUGAAUUUGAUUGGAACAUUUCAUCUACCAGAUUGUCGUUUAUUUCAUUUUGAGGAAUGGUUUAAAGAGAUUACUGUAUUUUGGACGUAUUCUUGGAGAGAAGUCACACAGAAAAUGGUCGAGAGAACGAUAACGCUGGAUGAGGAUGGAGAUUCUGUGAAAUAUGGAGCACGACGACCACUUCCAGCUGGAUUAUAUUCGUUUUUGUGUAUUCAGAAAGGAAUAUCCGACGAUAUGGCUCGACUGGAAUUCGCUCUCCCUCAUCAUUUGGUCAUUUGCUCUGCUUCCGUGAUCAAUAUAAUGUGUCAAAAUAUCAACACCUACGCCAAGAAACUAUUCAAUGAGGCAAUGAGAAAUCACGAGGAAAAAGCGUCGAGACUGGUUAGAGCCACAAAUGGGAUUGAGCAGGCCAUGUGUUUUGUGGAAGAGGGUUAUAGAAGAUUUGCACAGUUUCAGAGAGUUGAGGAGAUCGUCGACAAAGAUGAUCUCGCUGCAGUUCGAACGACGUCUCAACGUCUUCUGAAGUCGACUCGAGACACUUGUGAAACUCAAAUUUCGACACUUUUGUCACAUUUUGUGACUUUGAAAAAUGACAUAGUGAUGAGAAUUGCAAAGAAUUUGUGUGCAGAUGGAAAAGAGUCGAAUGGUGGAUUGAGAGUGCAACAGAAAAACGCGAUUUCCAAAAAUCGUAUAAGCGAGAAGUAUCGGCCACGGAACGAAUUGAAAGUAUUCUGGAGUGUUGUUAUGGAUUGGUUGAUGACGUCAGAUGUCUUCUUCUGCCCAAGUAAGGACAUUCGGACACACAGACAUACAUCUCAUUCUUUUUUCAGCUGCUUCAAACUGUCCACUCGGCAUUUCGCAACGUCUUUGGAGACGGAAAUUCGAAAGAACAUACGACAAAAGCAACCGGCAGAGUAUUACAGUAAUAUUUAUGUGAGCUUUUUCCUCAUUUUCAAAUUUCAAGGAUUUCCAGACAUUGCUCUAAAGUACAUCUACGAAUUUUUGGAAAUCGAUGAUCGAAAAGAUAUCAAUUUAUUAUCGGACCUCCAUUUGAACAGUUUCUCAACCAACGAUCUAAUCCUUUCCUAUUACGAUUCUCUUUGCGAAAAAAUCGAUCGAACUCGAUUCGGAAAUUCGCCACAUGUUGAUGUUCAUAUUUCCUACAUUAAGAUGGAUGACGAGAAUACGAUAUCCAUUCAAAUCAAGUUAGUAAAAAUGUCACCAAUCGAAUGGAUCGAUGUUCUCUCGGAUCGUGUCGACUAUUUUGUUCGUUUGGAAUUGUUCCCCAAAAUUCUGUUUCCAUCAAACAAAUUCGAUUCGCCAACGACCAAUCCGAUGCCACAAUCGACACGUCCUCAGUGGAAGGAGCUCUUUGAAAUACAAGUCCCUCUGGAAUGCUUCUUCCUUCGUGGCGCCUGUUUAGCUAUUUCAGUAUUUGACCAUGAGAGAUUCGUCGAUCGUCUGGUUGGUCGUGGCUUCAUUAGUCUUCACUCGGUACCCGAAGCGUCUGAAGAAAAACCAACGCAAAGACUACAAGUUCCAUUGCUGCCCAAUGACUUUUCGGAUCAGAAUAAUGUUUUUUAUCAGGUUAGGCUUAAACUUCUUAAAAGCCGUUCGUGUCGAGACGCAGUCGCCAAAGAGUUCAUCGAAACGCGAACACGACGUCAUCAAAGAAUUCGGGCCCUGCAGACGUAUAUAAAAAGGAAUCGACAUCGAGUGGGACAUAUGUUGCUGGGAUGA
Molecule: messenger RNA, 3105 nt
Organism: Caenorhabditis briggsae
Lineage: Eukaryota; Metazoa; Nematoda; Chromadorea; Rhabditida; Rhabditidae
Gene: Cbr-aex-1
Product: Protein CBR-AEX-1
Exons: 20
Coding region: 1-3105 (1034 amino acids)
Source: RefSeq, a predicted model, not a curated record